UACAAUGUUGUAUUGGUAGGCAGCUCACUAGAUUUUGACAUGCAAAGCCACUCAAAUAGCACUUAUUCACUUAUUUAGCGAGAAGAUUCCAUUAAAUAUACAACUGAGGAUUAAAGUCAAAACAAAGUCUAUCAGAUUAUUAGCAGAUUUCCAUUGCUUUAAAAUCUUCCCACACAAUGACUGUGUCUCAAGACCUAGUGAGCUACCUACCAAGACAUAAUUGUGGUUGUCUCGGCAGGAAGCUCACUCCCUUUUGAAGCGCAGCAGCCACAUGAGCCUUUCCUCCGAGUUCAUCUGCUCUAUCGCUCAUCCUCCACUAGGGCUUCCGUUUGUUUUGACUAAAACGAUGCUGCUGCUGCUGCCGCCUGUGUGAAGUUGAUUCACACAAAUCCCCGGUCUGGCGUCGCGACCAAUCGAGCUGCUGAGCCGGUGACGCUGCGGAGGGCCGUCCGUCAGUGCGCUUGCAUUCAUAAACGGAUGUGAUAAGUGUUGAAUGUACUGUACAGAGACGAAACUUGCGGACCAUGGCGGAAGAAGACGACACGAAAAUCCGGAUUUUGCAGAGCCUCCGAGGAAAGAUCUGCGAAGCAAAGCAUCUAGGUCCGAGCUCAGGGCCAAACCGCCUCCGUGACCUCUGCACCUUCUGUACCAUCAGUCUGGACCAGGAGGAAGUAUACCGCACAAAAGUCUACGAGAAGAGUGUCAGCCCGUUCUUUGGAGAGGACUUCUACUUCGAGAUUCCCCGCCCGUUCCAAUGCCUUUCCUUCUAUGUGUACGCCAAGAGUAUGUUCCUAAGGGACAUACCUGUAGGGAAAGUAGCUAUCAGGAAGGAAGAUCUAUAUAAGUAUAGCGGAAAAGAGAACUGGUUUCACUUGCAGCCUGUGGACCCACACUCAGAAGUUCAGGGGAAGGUUCAUUUAGAGAUGAGGCUAAACGAGUUGAUCACAGAGACGGGAUCCGUCAGCCAGCAGCUUGUCGUUCAGAUAAUUGCCUGUCAGGGUUUGCCAUUGAUAAGUGGCCAGAACUGUGACCCGUAUGCCACAGUAACACUUGUAGGGCCAGCCAGGUGUGAUCAGAAAAAAACAAAGGUAAAGAAGAAAACCAGCGAUCCUCAGUUUGAGGAGACCUUCUACUUUGAGUUUCAGGUCACAAGGUCAAGCAGUUUCAAGGGGAAGUCCCAGUUUCAGGUAGAAGAGGAGGACAUAGAGAAACUAGAGAUCAAGGUAGAGCUGUGGAAUAAUGGUAACUUGGCACAGGACGUGUUCCUCGGAGAAACCAGAGUAUCUGUGAAAAUCCUGAGAAACGACCAUAUGCACAGAGCAUGGUACUUGUUGCAGCCUAAAGGAAACGGUACAAAGUCUAAGCCUGAUGAUCUGGGUUCUCUAAGACUGAAUGUAACGUACACCGAGGACAACGUUCUACCCUCGGCCUUCUACACAGCCCUACGCAACCUAAUGCUCAAAUCCCCAGAUGUCAAGCCAAUCUCGGCAUCUGCAGCUCAUGUUCUGGGAGAUGUUUGCAGGGAGACCGUGGGGUAUGAAGCUCUCCUUCCUGUGGUCAGACUGCUGCUCCAUCACAAUAGACUGCUGCCCUUCCUCACAGCUGUAGCCGCACUGGAGCUGGAGAACACACAAGAGGCCAACACCAUAUUUAGAGGGAAUUCUCUGGCCACUCGCUGCAUUGAUGAUAUGAUGAAGAUUGUGGGCCGAAGUUAUUUGUCAGUCACCCUCAAGCCUGUUCUUAAUGAGAUCUUUGAAUCAAAUAAAACCUGUGAGAUCGACCCCAUCAAGCUGAGAGAGGGCGACAACGUGGAGGUCAACAAGGAGAAUCUGCAGGGUUACGUACAGAAGGUUUUUACAUCUAUAACACAGUCCAGCUCCAGUUGUCCUCCCCUCAUGUGUGACGUCUUCAGGUCACUCCGACAGCUCGCUUCUAAACGCUUUCCUGCGGAUCCUCAUGUGCAGUACUCUGCUGUUAGUAGUUUCAUAUUUCUGCGAUUCUUUGCAGUGGCUGUUCUCUCUCCACACACCUUUCAGCUGCAGUCGCAUCAUCCUGAUCCUGAAAUUACACGCACUCUUACUCUCAUCUCUAAAACCAUCCAGUCUCUGGGCAGCUGGGGCAGCCUUUCCAAGAACAAACUGUCUAGCUUUAAAGAAACCUAUAUGUACGAUUUCUUCAAGUUAUUCCAAGAAGACGAAUGUAUAGAAAAAGUUAAAAAGUUCUUAGAUGAGAUCUCGUCUAAUGUGUCAAAGGAGUCCAAUGGAGUAGAGGACUCAUUUGUGCUGAAGGAAGGAGAGGUACAUAAACGAGCCCAGGGCAGAAAGCGAAUAGGAAAGAAGAACUUUAAGAAGCGCUGGUUACGAGUGACCAAUCAAGAGCUGUCCUAUCACAAGCAGAAAGGGAAAGAAGCACUGUGUGUUAUUCCUGUGAAAAACAUCCUCGGAGUCGAGAAACUGGAAGAAAGUGCCUUUAAUCGCAAAAACAUGUUUCAGGCAAUUCAUUCAGAGAAGCCUCUGUACAUUCAGGCAGGAAACUGCGUGGAAGCCAACAGCUGGAUCGAGGUGUUGAGUCAGGUCAGCCGCUGUAACCAGGGGCGGCUCAGCGCAUUUCACCCCUCCGCUUACGUGAGUGGAUCUUGGUUAUGCUGCAAGGAACCCAACGAGAAUGCAGAGGGCUGCAAACCCUGCACUGCGACAGUCCUGGCUAAUAUUCAACUGGACAUCGAUUGUGACAGAGAGGCAGAACGAAUCUUCUCUUUCUUCUCCUCCAACCUCUCCAGACUGCAAAAGAUGGAGGAUGCCUGUGCCGGUAUGUCAGUGUAUCUUGGGCAGCAAAAAGAGCAGGAGGAGUAUUCAGCCUUCACUAUACAGGACCCAAAAGAGACCUUUCGCACCAUUAAUGAGCUCAGAGCUGUGCUGGAAGACUUGCGGGCUCACCACGACUUAAAGGGGGCACUAACCGACGAACCCGGCACUAUUGAGAAUCCUAUAGUGGGAAAGACAGCGUAACAUUAUGGCUGAGGGACCAAGUGGUACUGCUGGCCACGAUAGCAAAUGCCGCUGUGUUUGUCGACAUAAAGAAAUACAGCCCUGUGACAACGCUCAGAGAACGUUCAGAGAACCGCUGCUGUUUCACACGUGACUGAGUCUAACCUCUCCAGCAAAGGCCUGAUGUGUGGUAUUGUGCACAUGGACAAAUUUGGCCAGUCAAUCAUUGGAAAAAUUGUGCUCUUUUCUAUGUGUCCCAUCUCAAUCUUAUUUCAGUUUUUUUAAGAUUGUUUAGUAACCUAAAGUGUCAGUUGGCACAGUAAGAAAAGAUUCUCAUAGCUUCUUCUCCAUUCCUAACCAGGCUGUGAAAGUCUAGACCCCAGGAGUCUGUGAGAAAUUAGAGCUGCUAUAAUACUCUUUGAACGAACUCAAUCUUUCUCUUUGUCAUCAAUCAGUUACAUUUAUUCUCAGAGAGUCUGUUCAGCCCUUGGCGGUUUGAUCUUUUUGACAACAAAAUAGCUGUAUAUCAAAGGGAAUAUUUGUUUUUAUUAUUAUUAUUAUUUUUCCUUUUAUCUCAUCCCUCUUUCUGUCCUAUCCCAUGUGUGUGCAUACAUUUCUAUCUGUAGUGGAUAGAAUUAAUCUGCCUUAUAAAGUCAGUGGAGGUACUUACAAUCCCACAUGUGUGUAUGAAUUAGGGACUAAUGCAGAAGCACUUUAGAUAUUUGGAAUAUUCCAGAUGAGAUUGUUUUAGAUACAUGGUAUCAACAUUUUUUUCCCAAUAUUGAUCAGUUACAUGAUCAGCUCUUGUGUAAUGUUGUAUAGAUAACGUACAUAUCCUGUAGAUUUUUACUAGCUAUUUUUCUUACGCCAAAGAAGUUGUUUUGUAGGCUUUCAUGACUUGAAAAAAGGUAUACAUGUAGUUUUCUAAUUACAUACAUUUGAAAAAAGGAAAGCUUAUCUAUAUUUCGUUGAUGUACUUUUUUGGGGCAUCGUCAAUUUUGAUAAAUCAUGAAGAAAUGUUCAAUUAUUACAUCUUUGUAAUGUCCCCCAUGACAAAAGUUGUGAUAUUUUAAUUUUAUGCUGUCACAAUUAUAGAUUGUUUGUUCUGAAUUCUGCUUGACAAGUUACAGUCACUGGUUUCAUUUUUGCUUUUUCACAGUUUGUGUUGUUAUUGUGGUCGGUUUAAUAUUGUCGAUAAAUCAUAAUUCCUACCAACUGAUUAAUACAGGUCUGCACAUUGAUUGGUUUCUUAAAGGGAUAGUUCACCCAAAAAGUACAAUUCUUUCAUCAUUUACUCACCCUCAUGCCAUCUCAGACGUGUAACGGUUUUUAGAAGAAUAUUGCAGCUCUGUAGGUCCAUACCAACAAGUGAAUGGUGGCCAGAACUUUGAAGCUCCAAAAUGCACAUAAAUGCAGCAUAAAAGUAAUCCAUAUGACUGCAGUGGUUUAAUCCAAGUCUUCAGAAGUGAUAUGAUAAGUGUGGGGGAGAACAGAUACAUUUAAGUUAUUUUUUACUGUCAAUUUCCACUUUCACAUUCUUCAUGCAUAUUGCCACCUACUGGACAGGGAGGAGAAUUUAUAGUAAAAAAAGGAUAUAAAUAUUGAUCUGUUUCUCACCCACACCUAUCAAAUCACUUCUGAAGACAUGGAUUUAACCGCUGGAGUCAUGGAUUUCAUUUAUGCUGUUUUUUAUGCUUUUUGGACCGUCACUGUUUUGUUACCUUUUCACUUUAUGGACCUCCAGAGCUGAAAUAUUCUUCUAAAACACUUCCUUUGUGUUCAGCAGAAUAAAUAAUGUCAUACACAUCUGGGAUGGCAUGAUGGUGAAUAAAUGAUGAGAAUUUUUAUUUUUGGGUGAACUAUCCUUUAAUAUUGGUGAGAAAUAACCCCAUUUCAAAUCCUAUAAGAACAAAUACAGUAGGGUCCAAAAGUCAUAGGCCACAUUAAUAUUUAAGAUUCUGCACUGUUUCUAGGUCAAUAAUGUAAGCAAAUAUGUGAUUUUGACCAUGUUAACUACUUUUACUAGGGCUUUCAACCGAUUACAAACUGAAUGAAUUACAUUAUAUGACGAUUAAUUAAUCAAAAUAAUUGCAAUUAAUCACAUAAAUCAAUAUUCGCUAAAAAAGCCCAAUAUAUAAAAUAAAUUAUAUAAAUUAUAUAAUUAUAUUAAAUUAUAUAAUAAAAUAAAUAUAAAAAUAGUUCAAUAUAUAAUGAUUAAAUAAAUAUAGAUAUACUGUAUUUAGAUAAUUAUAAUUAGAAAAUAAAAUAAAUAUAAUAAUUCAGAUAAUUAAAAUGCAUUACAGUAUUGUGGCAGAAAAAACAGCUUUAGAAGUCAGUAUAGAUAGUAUAUACACAGUCAACAGCAAUCCAGUUUGCAAUUAAAUUCUUUAAUCUGUCCGAGGUAGAUUUAUUAUAAGGACUUUUCUAAGGAUCUAUGUACUUAUGCGUCAGAUGGACGCUUUGUAGUGUCUUAUUUUGGUUGUGUUGCAUCAUAAACACAGCAUUUUUGGAUGCUAUAAGCUAUAGUUUGCAGCUUAGAUAAACGCGUAUCGAGAUUCCUGCUUUCAGAAUUGCACUCCAUCCAGCUGUGUUUGAUUGCAAGAACACUUCCUUAUCUUGUGCUGUUUUCUGGCAGGAGUGUGGUGUGUUGCAUGUACAGCAGGAGUUGCGAUUACUGCCCUCUGCUGACUGAGACUCAAAAAACAUGAAGGUGGCAUUCAAGCUUGAAUUGCCCCGAUGUUUAUGUUUUAAAUAUAAUUAAUCACACUGAAUAAACACGUUCAUCUGACAGUCCUAAUAAUUUAUUACAAUUCUGUAUUAAAUUAGAAAGAAAAAAAAAGACUUUUGGACCCCAGUGUUUGUGAUCACAGAAGAAAAUUUGUUCUAUUUGGCAUACUUGUGGUCUGCAAACGUCUAUUCCUAAUAGCUGAAAUAAACUAAACUAAACAUUCUAAACAGAAUGACAGUAUCUAGUUUAAAACUGAAGUGUACUUGGCAUGAUCAUUGCUAACCAGUUAUGUUCCCUUAAAACAAGACAACUUAUCAAUAUCAGAGAAUCUUAUCUCCAAACAUAUGAAAAGAAAAACUUCCAGCUGCUAAUCUAGGAACAUAAGGACCAAAAAAGUUUGGUUUUCUUUGACGUGGCAUCUCAGAGCAAGGAAUCCGUUUCUGACAUACUUCAAAAUAUUAAUUUGCAACAUUUCUUUUUUUCUUUUCUUUUUUUAAGGAUAUAUACGAAUAAUAGGUUUCAGAAUAUUCUAUUCAGUACACACACAGGACUGUGUAAGUGAAGUUUAAUUUAUGUGCCUCUCAAAAAAUACAUAUUUUCAUAAUUAAGUAUUAGACUGCAGAAAGAUUUAUUCAACAUUGAUAAAGAAAAUGGGAACACAUGAACAAUUAUGCAACAUUUACCUUCCAGUUAAAAUAUUUGGUGUCAAAAAUGUGUAAUGUCUAUAUUUAUAUUUUCAUAAAUACAGUAUGUGAUGUGUUGAUUUUCAUAGCACACUGUGAACUGAAUGAUGUCAAAAGAUGUUAAUGCAUUGAUCAAAUGGUACGUGGUUUUUAAUCUGGUACUCUGGGGCUCCAGUGAGCGUCAGUAGAAAUGUGGUAGUGAUCUUCCUCAAUUCAUAACAGUGGUGCAGUCUUACAUUAUACUUGUCUGAUCCAAUUUAGUGGUUUCUGUGGCUACAUCGUUUAAAAGGACAGAAAUCACCACAACCAGCAUCCAGUGGACUUUGAAGACCCCCAUCCCAGACUAAAGAUAUUUAUUUAAAAUUCCCAAUUAAGCACUUGCCUUUGAGUGGACAGAAAUAAUGCAUACAAUGUCCUUUUUAUUUUCUUGAAGUCCAUAAUUAAUGUAUAAUGGUAUGGAUCUACAAUCACCAUAUCAUAGGUGAUUGUAUACAUAUUUCAUACUGCUAUGUGCUCCUGUUAUGUUUGUGCACAAAUCCCAGCCCAUUGAGCUAAAAUGGUGUAAUUGGGUAGAGUAACUCACCCUUUUGAAAACCUUGUAGUUUGAAAUAUGCAUUUCUAAAAUUAUAUUUUUAGAUCAGUAAUGUAGGUCUGUCAGCUCCUUCAAUUAUUUGCACAGAUUUGAAUUUUUUUUAUGUUUACCCCACUAUCAUUCCUCUUCCAAUGUGUUACUAACUGUACUGGACAUGUUUGCUUAAUUGUGUUAUUUAAAUGUUUUUCUACCAUUAUUUUCACAAAACAAGCUCAUGUAAUUUCCCUGUUAUUAGUUCUGUGGAAUUAAUUUGCAAUAAAUAUAUUGUUU
Messenger RNA from Xyrauchen texanus (razorback sucker), 7260 nucleotides. Its product is annotated as ras GTPase-activating protein 2-like. Gene Ontology annotation, biological process: intracellular signal transduction; regulation of GTPase activity. Bases 525 to 3008 code for a protein of 827 amino acids. The record is from RefSeq and is a predicted model, not a curated record. The transcript has 24 exons. Lineage: Eukaryota; Metazoa; Chordata; Actinopteri; Cypriniformes; Catostomidae.